Ictalurus punctatus (channel catfish) is the source of this 3965-nucleotide messenger RNA. It is a transcript of the gene hinfp, whose product is annotated as histone H4 transcription factor. The coding region runs from base 1082 to 2545 and encodes 487 amino acids. The transcript is spliced from 10 exons. The record is from RefSeq and is a predicted model, not a curated record. Gene Ontology annotation, molecular function: DNA-binding transcription factor activity, RNA polymerase II-specific; RNA polymerase II cis-regulatory region sequence-specific DNA binding. Gene Ontology annotation, biological process: regulation of transcription by RNA polymerase II; anatomical structure development. NCBI's taxonomy places the organism in Eukaryota, Metazoa, Chordata, Actinopteri, Siluriformes, Ictaluridae.
UGUUUUGCACAGUUGGACAAUAUUUAAACGAUUAACCACAUAAAUAAUACAGCGGGAAGUGUCUCGCUUCAUUUAUAAUCAGGGCGUAAACACAAAAUCCCCUACAAUAGAGCCACCUGACCAUGUUUGUGCGAACUAGCCUGCUAGCUCGUUUUGUAUUACGGCAAUAUAAUACUGCAGGGCGUAACCUUUUUUUGUAUUUAGAAACAAUUCGGUUAUAUUUACACCUGAUCUAUAAGGUGUUCUUGGUCUAGGUGAAAUGAUUUGGUUUGUAGAUAAUCUUUGUAUACUGUAUGUAUGUCGCAGUAAGCACUAUUACCAGAUUACCUGCAUAGUACUGUACAUUAGUUCACAUUAGAGGUGGGCGAUAUAGCAGAAAUGCUGUGUUACAGCUGUUGCAAUACAUCAUUUUGUGUCUUUUAUGAGCAGAGAAUCGAUUUUAAUGUUAUUUACGUUUAACGUCCACGUACUGUAUGUGUAUUAAACGAUUUAACCUCCACUCAGCCUCGUGUUACUCUGAGUGUGAAUGGAACCGGUGUUUCUGCGCAUGCGCGGUUAAGUUUUACACGCACAUUAAAUUCACACUUCUUUAUUUAUUGCAUGCUGGAUUGUUUUUUUUUAUUUGUUUGUUUUCUUCUUCUUCUGAUCACGAGAUCAUAUUAAAUACCAAAAAUAUGCUAACUCUAGUUUUUAUUGACAUUUUCAAAGAAGAAAUUUCUCAUUUUCACAUUUGUGGUGGCUUGGCUAAAGUCUCGGGGUUACUGAUAUAGGGGGUCGGGGGUUAAAGCCCCAGCACUGCCAAGCUGCCACUGUUGGGCCCUUGAGCAAGGCCCUUAACCCUCUCUGCUCCAGGGGCGCUGUAUCAUGACUGACCCUGCGCUCUAACCCCAGCUUCCUAACAUGCUGGAGUAUGCAAAGAAAAGAAUUUCACUGUGCGUAUGUAUAUGUGAUCAAUAAAAACUCAGUAUCAUUAUAUUUGUGGGCUACUGUUUUAUGAAGACCUACAGUAUAAAAGCACAUCAUGGUUGGACAGUUUGAUAAGAUGCUUGGGCAAGGUUAACAUCUAGCUAGUCACUAAGUGAUGGCUCCAGUAGGCAAGCGCGCCCUCCGUAGAGAGGAGUUUGUGCUUGAGCUAGCUUGUGAGUGGGGCUCGUGCCAGGAGACAUUCGGUGGGAUGGAGGAGUUCUGUCAGCAUGUGGAAACUCAUUACCAAGACCUCGCUGCAGAGAGCGAGGACCCGGAUAUACCAGAGGACGUGCACAGCUGCCUGUGGCAGGACUGUGGCUUCUGCUCAGUGGAGUCUGAUGGGGAGAUGCUGAGGCACAUGCUCUUUCACUGCUACCACGCUAAGUUGAAGCAAUGGGGGUUGGCUAUGCUCAAGGCUCAUCCGGACAUGGGUGACUGUUCAGUGGGUCUCCAGAACCGCAACAUCGUGCCUGAGGUCCAGGAGAGCUUCCUCUGCCUUUGGGAGCAUUGUGAUACGAACAUGGAUAACCCCGAGUGGUUCUACAGGCACGUGGAGAUGCAUGCACAUUGCCUACAAGUCAAUAAGGAGAACAUUCUGUUCUGUGGCUGGAAAGAUUGCGAAGCCUCGUUUAAGGGCCGGUUUAAAUUGCGGGAGCAUAUGCGGAGUCACACUCAGGAGAAGCUGGUGGCGUGUCCAACCUGCGGUGGAAUGUUUGCCAACAACACCAAGUUCUUCGACCACAUCCGACGACAGACCUCCAUAGAGGGACAAAGGUUUCAGUGCUCUCACUGCUCAAAGCGCUUUGCCACUGAGAGGCUGCUGAGAGACCACAUGAGGAAUCAUGUAAACCAUUAUAAGUGUCCGCUGUGUGACAUGACAUGCCCCUCGCCAUCCUCUUUGAGGAACCACAUCAAAUUUCGCCACAGCAACGAGAAACCUUACAGCUGUGACUACUGCGAGUACAGCUGUAAGAACUUGAUAGAUUUGCGAAAGCAUCUGGAAACGCACAGCAGCGAACCAGCCUAUCACUGUGACUUUGCUGAUUGUGACUACUCCACCCGCUCCAUGCACUCUAUCAAAAACCACUACAAACGUGUACAUGAGGGAGAUUACACUCCACGGUAUAAGUGUCAUGUGUGUGAGCAGUGUUUCACCAGAGGGAAUAACCUCACUGCACACCUACGCAAGAAACACCAGUUCAAAUGGCCUUCAGGGCAUCCCAGGUUCAGAUAUAAGGAGCAUGAGGACGGCUUCAUGCGGCUGCAGCUGAUCCGCUACGAAAGCGUAGAGUUGACUGAGCAGCUGAUGCAGGAGCGACAGGGCGAUGGAGACAGCAGUGAAUCUGUUCCUCAGACAGAGUCAGGGGAAACUGAGCUCCCUGUAACUGCAGAUGAGAACACCAAAGUGGUCACAAGAAGGGAUCGAGAAAGAGACUGCAGAAUGCAAGAAGUUCGAGAGAAUGUGUUGCCGGACCUCACAAGUGGCGCUUCUUCCUCAGAGGUGGAUUCGAAUAGGGAAGAGUCUGUGAUGCGACAGUUACAGGACACCGCUCAGAAGCUGGGCAUGGAGGUGGUCUAACCCCAUAUCUCCCACACACACACAUACACACCCCGGCCCCAAAUGAAAUGAAACGAAGUCCAUUAAAUAGAAAGAACUUAGUCAAAAGCACAGGUCCAUUGCUUAUGUCUUAUGCACUAGUAGAACAAAGUGAGUGGAUUUCUUAGAAGAAACGUCUUGGAGUAUGAAGCGAGAGUGUGUGAGUGAGUGAGAGAUUGAAGAAACUUACUUUUUUAUUAUUAUUUAAUUUUAUCUCAGGCCUGAGGCAGUUUGGACGGUUCGUUUCUGGAUCCCGUUCAGCACACUGUACAGUUUAGCACAAUAGUUGGUUUUGGUUUGAUAUAAAGGUGCCGUUUGUACAGUGUUUCUGGACAUACAGUGAUCAUAUAGUUUCAGAAGGACCUUAGAGAUUCCCUUAAUCAUGAUAUCCGUUCAUUAAAAGUGUAAUUUUUUUAGUUUUUUUGUUUCAGGCUUUUGUUGACCUUCAAGCGCAGGUUGUUUGGUUGAAGAAACAAUUGCAGUUCACCUCGCAGGCCACUCUAAAAGUUACAAACUGCUCCUUUAAUUGGAAGCAUACUACUGAUUAACUCCAAUAACACCUUUUCGGCAGACAGUGCAGUACGGCAGGGAGCGGUUGCUAAUCUGAAUUCAGAGCUAUUUCUACCCUGGUGACUGUUCCCAUCACAUAGCAUUAUCUCUGAUAUGUAGGGGGGAACGUGUUCUCUGGAGAUUAUGGGGUGGUGAUGUCAUUCUCCACACAAAGGUAAUGGUACUUAAACAAGGUCUGGCUUACUUGCUCUUUGGGAAUGAGGACACUACUAAAGUUGUCCCGUACUGUUCAUUGGGAAAAGAAAGUCUAGCUAGGUAGUGUUAUUUCAAAAUGGUGGUUAUCUGACUUGAGUAAGAAUUACAUUUGACCUAUUGAUGAUCUGCUCCACCGAUAUGCCCUUUCUGGUUCCACUGGUACUGUGACAAGUAGAGUAAGCAAAUUCUUCACAUAUAUUUAGUUAUGGGAUCACUCAUAUGAUAAUGUAUAUAAUGACUUUCUGUUUAUUAAAUUGCUUUCAUUCGUUUGUAUUGAAACGGAAAAGAUAUCACAUGUAAAUGGAUUUAUGGCUUUAAAAUAAUAUCUAUUACAAGAAAGCACUCACAUUUCUCUUUUGCUUCUUUUACAUUAUUUCAUUUUGGGGCUAAACUCUUCAAUGACCAAGAUGUGCAUCAGCAACUACUAGGUAGCUAGUAUCAAGAAGAGAGUAAAUUACUGAUGUAAUGAUUACUGUGUUCUUUUUUUUUUUUUUUCUUUUUAUUUAUUUACUUUUUAAAAUAUAGCAAAAGGGUGACUGUAAACGACAACAUGGCGGCUAAAAUAUGUCAUCAGGAUUUUUCAGGUGCUACAAUUUUAAGAAUAUUAUAUAAAUUUAAGAAUAAAUUUAUUUCUGAA